AUGGACGAAGGUAGUUCUCGUAAAAUAGAACCAACUCCUGUGGAAAAGACAAAACCAAAUGAACCUAGUUGUGAGCCUGAAGAUAUGGAGAUCAUUAUAACUACAGCUUGUGAUGAUGUUCCCAGUGUAACUCCGGGAAAGCAUUCGGAGUCUCCUCAGGACCUUGAUCGACAUGGUGGAGUACCAGGCACAGAAGAGCUUUGCAGCGUCACCCUUUCAGUGAAAAGCCUCUCAACUGCAUGUUCACUCGGGAAAGCCCUCCGUGUAAAUGAUGACGUCAUUGUUGGAUCCAUCGAUCUACCUAGUUUGUCAAUACUCCAUAAGAUCGCAGGAGAGCUCGUAGACAGUUGGCAGAAUGGUUUGAAAAAGGAAGAGCAAGAAGAUAAGUUCGCUAAGCUUCUCUCAGAGUACAAUAUCCCAGAUGUCAAAGCAGGCCGUGAAAAAAUAUCAAAAGCCAUUGUAACCAAGACAGACCUAGUGGACUUGUGUCAUCGCCUGAACGUUAAACCUUCUGGCGUUUUGCAGAUCAUGAGCAAAUUUGUGACCUUCCCGUCUCACAUGAUUGGCCGUAGUACUCUAAGGGUGCUUACAGAAUGGGUACACCAAGGUGGGACUAGAGAGAGGCUUCUGGAAAUUGCUCAGGCUUUCCGUUUUAACGAUGCAGCAGUAAAGAUAGCAGAAGCCAUGAAAUGCCAACCAAGCUAUAUACCUUUCCUCUCGCAUGGCAUCAUUGAUCACAAGGGUGGAGAACUGACCCUUGAUGAACUUGGUACUGCCGUUUCUAUCCCUGAAGGAGCUAUACCUAAAGGGAUGAGAUCAGUUGUUACUCUUCGCGUGUCAACUCCUGACACUCUAAGGCUUCCUGUACGGGAGGGUGAGGUAGUCAUUACACCAGUCGUAGAAAGUUCUCUGACACAAGAACUGUUAAAGCCUGCCACAGUGGUAUUACCACACUGCACCAAUCACCAUGAACGUAAAGACGACUAUUCUGUUAUCUUGUACACAAGAACUGGACCAGGAACUUUCGGUCGUAGGAACUUGACUCCAUCACAAAUCUCAAAAGAUAAGAUAACGUUUUGCACACGUCAUCUUCAAGUCUUGGCUCUGUCAUCGACUGAUCUUCAAGAACUCCAGCUGAGAUGUGUAGUCUUCCAGCCUGUAUUCAUGACUCCUGCAGAGAGACCAACUCUACGUGUGUACUUACUUCAUCCCUAUAUGAACCGUAUAGAGGUAUUUAUAUCAGAUGAUCUUUAUCUACCAUCUGAGGGCGCCCUUUGA
Messenger RNA from Strongylocentrotus purpuratus (purple sea urchin), 1278 nucleotides. RefSeq lists its product as uncharacterized. The transcript is spliced from 6 exons. Gene Ontology annotation, molecular function: netrin receptor activity. NCBI's taxonomy places the organism in Eukaryota, Metazoa, Echinodermata, Echinoidea, Camarodonta, Strongylocentrotidae. The record is from RefSeq and is a predicted model, not a curated record. The coding region runs from base 1 to 1278 and encodes 425 amino acids. Gene Ontology annotation, biological process: netrin-activated signaling pathway. Gene Ontology annotation, cellular component: membrane.